Molecule: messenger RNA, 2142 nt
Organism: Schistocerca piceifrons (Central American locust)
Lineage: Eukaryota; Metazoa; Arthropoda; Insecta; Orthoptera; Acrididae
Product: PR domain zinc finger protein 5-like
Exons: 6
Coding region: 269-1321 (350 amino acids)
Biological process (GO): regulation of transcription by RNA polymerase II
Cellular component (GO): chromosome
Molecular function (GO): chromatin insulator sequence binding
Source: RefSeq, a predicted model, not a curated record
CGCCAGUAGAUAGCGCCAAGUUCAAGCUGUUAGCUGAGUUUGGCAUGUAAAGAAUGGCGUCUGGUUGUUUGUUUUCUGUGAUGUUUUAGUUUGUGUGGGCGGCUUGUUGAUGUUUAGGCGUCAGUUCUUAGCAAUAAUAAUAAUAAUGAAAUGGCUUGACGAUCACUGUGUUUCGAACUAAUAGGAAAAGUUUUUAAUACGCCCUCCCUUACGAGUGCCCUAUAUAUUUUAUGGUGAUUGCCUGUUACGUAUUUUACCAGCGAUAGCUAUGUCCCAGCAGUCUGAAGCUAAAAAACAUGUUUGCGUUCUUUGUAACACAAAGCUCGAUACAAAGGAAGAGCUGCAGGAACAUUUUCGGAAACACGCAAAUAAAGAAAUUGAUAACAGAGGCCGUCCUUGUAAGCAGCUACAACCAGCUGCAAAGACAACAAAACAGCCAGUUCCAAAUCGUGCUAGCGCGACAAAGCCAUCUGGAAAAUCAGAUGAAAUAAUUUGUGAUGUGUGUGGGCAAGAAUUCGAAAAUGUCACCAUUGCCAUUCAGCAUAAGUUCCGGAAACAUCCUGAAAGUGCAGCUAAGCACUUCUGCCCAUAUUGUGGCAUGCAGUUUCCUCUUAAAAUUAAUCGUGACAAACAUCUUUCCGACCAUCCAGAUAAGAAGCCUGAGAAGAUGUUUCCGUGUGAAGAUUGUGGCGUUGUUUUCUACAAUGAAGAAGCUCAGUCCUACCACGUGAAGUCAACGCACAAGAGAAUUGUAGCUUUCUUUCAACCAGUGGCUACUCCUCCUCCAAGUAAGAAGAUAAAACUUAAUAAUGCAGGAGAAGCACAGUCUGUCUACUAUUGUCAUUUAUGUGGAUUUGAAUAUAUUAUGAAGUUCAAUUUGCAAAAACAUUUAGAACGCCAACAUUCAGAGGCAGAGAGGAAUAGUGUGCCUGAAGAUUUAAUAAAAUGCACAACGUGUGAUGCAUUAUUUUAUUGCAAGAAAGCAUAUGACAAUCACAAUAUGUAUCAUAAACCAGGUGAUCUCUAUGUGACUAGUGAAGAACAGAGGUUACAGACUGUGAGUCGUGUGGAUCAGGACUUUGAUAUUCGACGGGUUCAGUCAACUGCGGAAAAAUUCAUCCCUACUUACAGGAGGCCUAAGUCAUCUCAGAUGCCAAAGAAGAAAUUGAAGAUCAGUGUUAACAACAAAGUGAUCAAAGAAGAACCAAGUGAGGACCUAUCAUCUAGUUCGAGUUGUGAUUCAAGUGAUUCAGAGAGCAACGUACCACUUAGUCAGCGAUUGAGUAAAACAAAGAAAGUAAACUCAGUGAAAAAAGUGUGACAAAGUGAAAGGGACAGAAGGUAGAGAUUGAAUUACAGCUCACAGUUUUUUACUGAUGCAUUUUUUAUUCAAUGGGUGUAAUUGCUUAAAAAGAAUGAUUGAUUAGGCAUAUAAAUAUGUAAUAUAUCCCAUUUGUGUGUUUAUGUCACGUGUUCAGUUUGUAUUAUUGAAACACACUAUAUGUUUUAAAAUAUAGGCAACAUAUAAUUAUUCCUGAAUAAUGAAAAAUAGAUAUUUUAACCGUUAAUGAUUUAAAAUAGAAAACAAAAUACUUUAUAAUUGUACUUGCUCAUUAUUGAUUGAAAAUAUGUGUAUGGAGGGGAUGCUUUAUAGAAUCUAGCAUAAAUGUGAUGGGUCCUCAGCAAAGAAUGAUUAUACGUCACAUGUUGACGUCUUUGUUGAAAAUGUAACUUUUGUUUUAUGUUUUUAUAAGUGGCUAUAGAUGGACAGACAAAAGGUAUAAUAUCUGGUACCAGUGGUAUCAAGUGACCUCUCACAUAUCACAGCCAUUGUGCAACUGGUUUAAUCAAAUAGCCCUUAAUCUCUUUUUAUUUAAAAUUACUUUAUCUGAAGCACAUAUUCAAGAGUGUACCUUUUAUCAUUUUAAAUGUAAUCAAAUCAUAGUAUAAUUAAUUGUUCAUGUAGAAAUGUAGUCUCCUGAUGGUCAUCCUGUCAAAGAGACGUCAAGCCAAAAAUGGUAGUAAUCUGUUUUAUUGAGACUUCUCAUGAGUAGAACACAAAUAAUAUAUUAUGGUAAAGACUUCAUAUUGUAUGUCUAUGCAUUGUUUGUGUAAUGCACAAAUAAAAUGUGAUCUUCAUGA